AUUAAGCUAACAUAGGAUGAUUGCUUGGAAUUUGCAGAAUGGCGAUGUAAAUUAAGCUAAAUUCAAAAUUAAGCUAAAAAAGGUCGCCUUUUUUACGACGGAUCACCGUUGCGGCCUACAGAAACGCGAAACUCCCAUCUUUCUCCUCCUUCCGCUCUGCUCCUAUACGAAACCAUGGAGGAGGAAGGUAGCUGCACAUCUACAUCUACCUUUUCGCACGAAGCGCCCCUGAUCUACUAAAUCCGUCGCCGUAGCCUCAUAUUUCAGCUGUCGUACAUCGCCGAAUCAUUUUCCGUUCUUCUUUUCGGCUCCUAAUCGACGGAGCCCCCAUCACCGGUAUCUGACUUAACCUUAUUUUCCGGAUCCGCCCUCCAUCUCGCGUCCAAAUCGAUUUAUUAGCUGAUCUUCUCUGGCCUAUCCACCGAUUGGAUAUUGUUCAUCCAUGGAAGAAUUUCAUUUUCAAAAUUGUGGCGCAAUUCUUAUCGGAUUUAUAGUAUCAAUAGUCCUGAUUCGACUCUCGUAUGUGUUGUACUGGAGUGGCAGACCUAUCAGGACUGCGUCGCAGCGUGUCAGCACCCUAAUUGUUCUUGGUUCAGGUGGGCAUACUGCGGAGAUGCUUAGCAUUGUAAAUGCACUCGAGAAGGAGAGGUUUGUACCUAGAAUUUACAUUGCGGCUGGCACAGAUAACAUGAGCCUUCAGAAGGCUAGGGUUCUGGAGGAGUCCCUGAUUCAGAAGGGAGAGAUCAGCAGUAAUAAAAACAUGAAAGAGGCUGCAUAUUUUAAGCAAAUUUAUCGUAGCAGAGAAGUGGGUCAGUCGUAUUUGACCUCUAUUUACACAACUUUGGUCGCAAUAUUGCACGCUUUGUGGCUGAUGCUGCAAUUCAGGCCUGAAGUAAUUAUCUGCAAUGGACCUGGGACCUGCAUUCCUAUCUGUCUUGUUGCAUUCAUCUUCAAGGUAGUUGGUGUUAGAUGGUCAUCUAUCUUUUACAUCGAGAGCAUUGCAAGAGUUAAGAGACUCUCUUUAAGUGGGUUCCUGCUUUACAAACUACACUUAGCAGAUCAAUUUUAUGCCCAAUGGCCUCAGCUUCAGAUGGAGUAUCAGAAAGCUCACUAUGUCGGUUGCCUUAUGUAAAGUGAAUGUUGUCAGCGAUGACAUUUUUUGCUACUGAGAGCAUCUUUGAUGGCCCUUGCAUAUGGGAACCCGUCGCCUGCCCUGCGUUUUUUGCUUUAAUGGUGAGAUGCAGAUCACUGGAUCUGCUUUGAUGAUGGAGCAGUGAAGAAUGUGUACUCUCGAACUCAUCUCUUCGCUCCUUUUCUUAAAAAAUUGUUUUCAUACAUAAGAAUUGUGUGGUAUGUAUGCAAAUUCCAGCAAUAAACUCUUUUGGAACGGGUACUUGCAAGCCACGGAAACCUGGUAAAACAGUUUAGUAUGGCAUCUCCAAGUUGGUAUUGAAUUACCCAAAGUU
Messenger RNA from Phalaenopsis equestris, 1466 nucleotides. Its product is annotated as UDP-N-acetylglucosamine transferase subunit ALG14 homolog. The record is from RefSeq and is a predicted model, not a curated record. Gene Ontology annotation, cellular component: UDP-N-acetylglucosamine transferase complex. Gene Ontology annotation, biological process: dolichol-linked oligosaccharide biosynthetic process. NCBI's taxonomy places the organism in Eukaryota, Viridiplantae, Streptophyta, Magnoliopsida, Asparagales, Orchidaceae. The transcript is spliced from 6 exons. Bases 443 to 1132 code for a protein of 229 amino acids.